GGGUUGCGGCGCAUGCGCCGUUCGCACUCUGCGCAUGCGCACGUCCCGCUCGCGGUCGAUUGGAGGCGGUCGCGGGGAGACGGCGGUGGUCGUACGGGCGGCCAUGAGCGGGUUCGGGGUCGCGGCGUUGCCGUCCGGAUCCUCGGCCGCCGCUGGGACCCGGAGCGGCAGCAGCGACAGCCUGGAGAAGAUCGACAUGUCGUUGGAUGAUAUAAUUAAACUGAACAAGAAAGAAGAGAGAAAGCAGUAUUCCCCCAAAAUGAAAAGAGGAAUUCAGCAGAAUCGAACUCAGCAAUUCAGGAUGCCAGGCUCCAAGUGGGGGAUCCAACAACAGAAAGGUUAUGGUAAAAAUCAUUUGGGACACAGAAAGAAGAUUGUAGGGAAGAAACGCCCUUAUGCAGUUAUAACUGGCUUGGCAGCCAAGAAAGCAAUGGGUUCACACAAAGGAAUUAGUCCUCUGAACAGACAGCCACUUAGUGAGAAGAACACACAACGGAAUUAUCCCAUCCUGAAAAAGAAACCAAACUUGCGAAGGCAAACUGAAAUGCAGAGAAAACAAAUUCCAGUCCUCAGGAGACCUGCCCCUCUAAGCAGGAGGAAUAACAUGCCAUCUGCUUUUACCAGAAUUGGAAACAAACUAAAUCAGCAGAAAGACACUCGUCAAGCAACUUUCCUGUUUCGAAGAGGAUUAAAGGUGCAGGCCCAAGUGCAGCCAACAGAAGAUCUUGAUAAUCAGACAGCAAAGAGAACUCGUCAAUGGCGAACUUCUACCACAAGUGGAGGGAUUCUGACCGUGUCCAUUGAGAAUCCGGGAGCAAUUAUAACCCCAAUUUCCCAGAAAUUGCGAUUAACUCGUACUCCUGUGCCCCCAUUUCUGAUGAAGAGGGACCAAUCUGAAGAGAAGAAGAUUCCCAAAGGGGUUCCAUUGCAGUUUGAUAUUAAUAGUGUUGGAAAGCAGACAGGGAUGACACUGAACGAACGUUUUGGGAUCCUGAAGGAACAAAGAACUGCGCUGUCUCAGAACAAAGGGAGCCGUUUUGUAACAGUAGGCUAACCUGACAAAUGGACGAGCACUGAUCCCACCUGUCUAAGAAAGUGAGAUACAAGUGGGCAGAAGAAUACAUAAGUCACUGAAAUUCUCCAGACUUCUUGCUAAGGUGGUGUCAGAAAUAGCUAUCUUUAUUACUUCUACUUUGAACAGUAAAAGACAUUUUGCCCUGAAAGGGGGGAAAAGUAUGGAAACUGUUCUGCUAAAAUGACACCAUUACCCAGUUGGAACAGAUUCUGUUGCCCAGAUGUUGACAAACACUGAUUUUGGUUCAUCUUGCAAUCAAUAUAUAAACAUGAAGUUAAACGCUUUUUUUUUGUUUGUUUGAGAGUACUCAGUAUCUGUUCUUUGACACUUUGCUAUAGUAAAGAUUGUGUCAGUGUUUCAUUACAACUACCAUUUUAUGGUGUUGGGGACUGCCUACGAACGUUCCUCUGGACUGAAGUUUGGCACUGAGCCUCAGUCCAUGAAUUCUUUGGUAGUGAUGUAGCAACAUUUUUCAUGGGAGCAUUGGUUGUACUUCUUUGUGCUUUUGAAGUUCAACUUUUUUUUCCUUUCUUUCUUGAAGACUUAAAGUUUUGCAUCCUUUUUUUCACAAAUAAAGCUGUUAGUUGAGACCCAUAAUAUUAAAUCGGGAUGGAGACUGUUCUACUCUUAUCCUUUAAAAGUGGUCCAGAUAACUUAGGAAGGAUUCUGCACAGGCAGUAUGAAAGUAACUUAUACUACAAAUAUCUGGACAUCUUUAGCAUCAUCUGCAGGUAGAUAGAGUAUGUCUUGUCUCCUAUUUUUUUCCUUGAACAAUUGCUUACUAUUUUCUUUUGUAAGUUGUUGGUUUUUUCCUCAAACUAAAGGCAAUAACCUUACAUUUUUGAGUAAUUUCAUAGGAAUAAAUGUAACAGUUCACAAGAAGGUCAGUGGUAUGGUAGAGUUCCUUACCCUCCCAGGUACAGGAUCCUUAUCUUGCGAACCUUGCCCUGAAGGCUUUUCUCUGCUUUGUGCAAAUGGCCAGAAGCAUGCGAUCUAAUGGCGCUUGUUUGUAUAUACCAAAGAGAGGUGAGAUGUAAAGCUCGGUAGUGGUCAGGCAUCUUGAAGCUGGCUGAAGGUGGGGAAUGUUGCUGGGAGAAAGCCCGCAGCCCAGCAGUGUAGGUGAAGCAUUAAAGCAGGAGCACGUGGACGUGAGGCUUGGCUUUGUGUGUCCGAAUCUGCAGGAUGGUAACAACUGAGUCAUUGCCAAUAUUGGUUUGUAUCAUCCCUAAAGAUGAGGCACCUGUUCAGAA
This is a messenger RNA of Phasianus colchicus (ring-necked pheasant), 2325 nucleotides long. It is a transcript of the gene FYTTD1, whose product is annotated as forty-two-three domain containing 1. Lineage: Eukaryota; Metazoa; Chordata; Aves; Galliformes; Phasianidae. Gene Ontology annotation, cellular component: nuclear speck. Gene Ontology annotation, molecular function: mRNA binding. The record is from RefSeq and is a predicted model, not a curated record. Gene Ontology annotation, biological process: mRNA export from nucleus.